Molecule: messenger RNA, 401 nt
Organism: Anopheles maculipalpis
Lineage: Eukaryota; Metazoa; Arthropoda; Insecta; Diptera; Culicidae
Gene: Spase12
Product: signal peptidase complex subunit 1
Exons: 3
Coding region: 96-386 (96 amino acids)
Biological process (GO): protein targeting to ER
Cellular component (GO): signal peptidase complex; endoplasmic reticulum membrane
Source: RefSeq, a predicted model, not a curated record
UGUCACUUCAGCGCGAAGGAUUUCUGACGUGUUGUUUUGUUGAUGUACACUUGGCACUUUGGCAAAUUUGUAAGCCACCGGGAAAAAGCUGCAAAAUGUUCAAUAUCGCUACACACAUGGACUUUGAGGGUCAAGGAAGGGCCGAAAAGCUUUCCCGCAUCAUCAUUACACUGUUCGGUACCGUCGGUCUAGUGUGGGGCUACAUUAUCCAGCAAUUUUCUCAAACGGUCUACAUUCUCAUCGCCGGUGUACUGCUGGCAUCGAUUCUCACCAUUCCACCUUGGCCCAUUUACCGUAAGAAGCCACUAAACUGGCAAAAGCCUCGCCCCGAUCCGCAGUCUACGCAAAGCUCAUCGGAUGAAACAAAAAAGAAAAAGAAAAAUUAGUUCUUUCUCGCAUGA